Molecule: messenger RNA, 657 nt
Organism: Branchiostoma floridae (Florida lancelet)
Lineage: Eukaryota; Metazoa; Chordata; Leptocardii; Amphioxiformes; Branchiostomatidae
Exons: 5
Coding region: 1-657 (218 amino acids)
Source: RefSeq, a predicted model, not a curated record
AUGCGACAAAAAAAACCCCUCGAGUAUGAAGAGUGGCCCUCUAAAGGCACCACGCCGAUGCAGCAGACUGAUUGGCAGGCACGUGCCGACGCCACUGCGUGUUUUCCCAAUCCCAUGUACGCUUCCGGAGCAGACCGCACGUAUUCUGGGGGACCAAGCGGCUGCCGUGCUCUCUGUAGUUUCAUCCGCUCCAAGCUUGCCUACGUGGCCACGGGUAUUGCCGUGUUGCUCAUCCUGGUCUGUGUGGGACUUUCCCUUCUGGCGUUCAUCAACAAUGAGGAGAUAUCUGAACUGACCACCACUCUUGGCGCCUUUAAGAACUACCAAGACAACAUGUCCACCAUUGUUGACGCCAUGAAGCCCGACCAAGACUUCAUGAACCAACUGUUCACCACUGUUGAUGCCUUGAAGCAUCACGAUGAUGACGACAUGCGCCGACUGUCCACCAUUGUUGACACGUUGAAGCGCGACCAAGAUGACAUGCCUCAACUGACCACCACUGUUGACGCCUUAAAGCAUGACCAAGACGACCUACGCCAACUAACCACCAAUGUUGACGCCUUGAAACGCGACCUGGCCAAGGAGCUAAUCCGAACCGGCCCAACCAUGGAGCAGAGUGUUGACGAGACGAGUGAGACGUCAGUAUUCGUGUUAUAG